Molecule: messenger RNA, 2679 nt
Organism: Aureobasidium melanogenum CBS 110374
Lineage: Eukaryota; Fungi; Ascomycota; Dothideomycetes; Dothideales; Saccotheciaceae
Product: subtilisin-like protein
Exons: 4
Coding region: 1-2679 (892 amino acids)
Biological process (GO): proteolysis
Cellular component (GO): membrane; cell wall; cytosol
Molecular function (GO): serine-type endopeptidase activity; tripeptidyl-peptidase activity
Source: RefSeq, a predicted model, not a curated record
AUGUGGUUCAACAUCGCCACUCUUUUGGCUCUUGCCCCUUCUGUUCUCGCAGCAGUCACAGACAGUAGUGCUGAGAAGAAGCGCAAUGUCGUACCUGGAGGAUAUAUCGUCGAGUUUGAAGAUGUCAUGUCGAUUGCUUCGGACACCAAAUCCAGUUUCUAUUCUGACCUCUCAAAGAAAAAGAUGAACCCUACUCACCGCAUGGAUCUCUCUUCAUCUUUGUUCAAAGGACUUUCAUUCCAUGUGGAUACUGGUCUUGAUCAGGCUGUGGUCGCUUCAGACAUUCAGGCCAUGCCUAUCGUGCGCAAGGUCUGGCCCAUCUCGCUAUAUGACACCCAGGAUUUUGCAACCGCUCCCUACACCAAUGGAUCAAACUCUACAACUUCUUCUGAUACCUUCUCUACCCAUCUCAUGGGCCACGUUGACAGACUACAUGCUGAAGGUUUGACCGGAAAUGGAACUUUCGUUGCUAUCAUCGAUACUGGCGUUGACUAUCUUCACCCUGCUCUCGGUGGAUGUUUUGGUCCUGGCUGCAAGCACAAUCGCUUACUUGCAAAGGGUUAUGAUCUCGUUGGUGAUGACUAUGACGGCACUAACACUCCUGUACCCGACCCUGAUCCGUACUCUGCCUGUAACGAGCAUGGUACUCACGUUGCUGGUAUCGUAGGAGCUGACCCCAAUCCGUACAACUUUACCGGCGUUGCACCCGACGCAAUUCUAGGUGCUUACAGAGUCUUUGGAUGCUCCGGAAGUGCUGGUGACGAUGUUCUUAUCGACGCGUUCACCCGCGCAUACGAGGAUGGAGCAGAUAUCAUCACUGCCAGUAUUGGUGGCCCCAACGGCUGGACCGAGGAGCCAUGGACUGUUGUAGUCUCUCGCAUUGUUGCAGCUGGAACUCCUUGCACUCUUGCUGCUGGUAACGAUGGUUCAGAAGGCCUGUUCUACGGCUCUUCAGCCGCAGAUGGCAUUGGCGUCAUCGCUGUUGGAUCUAUUGACAACAUCGAGUCUCCUGUGUUCACCACCUAUGGCACGUACACUGUGGACAACUCGACUGAUGGUCAAUUUGGCUACCUGGCAGCUUCAAUUGGCAUGCCCAACGUCAGCCUACCGCUAUGGGCCGUCAGCAAGGACAGCACUAUCGUUGACGAUGCUUGCGAGCCUCUUCCUGCUGAUACCCCUGAUCUUACCGAAAAGCUUGUCCUCAUCCGUCGUGGCACUUGCACUUUCGACACCAAAGCUGCCAACGUGGCUGCAUUCGGAGCACAAUACAUUCUGUUUUACAACAACGCCCCUAGUCUCACCUCUCCCAGUGUCACCGAUUCUGAUAUUCUUGGUGCGGCAAUGGUCUCGGCUGAACAAGGUGCUUCUUGGGUUGCUAGUCUUGCUGCCGGUUCCGCCAUCCAGGUCAAUAUCGACGGCAAGUUGACUAUCUUCUCUAGCCCCGCUAACAACAUCACUGGCGGUCGUAUGUCUACGUUUUCGAUGUGGAACCCUACUAACGAGGCUUACGUCAAGCCUGAGAUCUCUGCUCCUGGCGGCAACAUCCUGUCCACUCUGCCUCUGGAGCAGGGCGGUUACGGAGUCCUGUCCGGCACUUCGAUGGCCACUCCCUUUGUCGCUGGUGUUGUUGCACUCAUGAAGCAGGCUCGCCCUGAUCUUGAGCCUCAUACUAUUCGUAGUAUCCUCGGUACUACUGGUCAUCCUGUCACUUUCAACGACGGCAAGACCACUUAUGAUUACUUUGCUCCGGUAGUUCAGCAGGGAGGUGGCGAGGUCAAUGCUUUUGCUGCCGUUCACACGUCGACCGUCAUCGAUGUUGCCAACCUUGCUUUCAACGACACAGCACACUUUGUCCAAGAGGCAAACUUCACUAUCACCAAUCGUGGUAACAGCGACAUUACUUACAACCUUGACUACGUCAAUGCUGCCACCGCCUACACUCUUCCUGAUGAUGGCAGUACCCAACCUCAAACCUUCCCUCCGGACCUCGUCACCUCUGGCGCAAGUGUGCAUUUCAGCUCUGGUAGCAUCAGCGUCGCUGCUGGCAAGUCUGAGGUUGUCAUUGUCACUCUCUCGCUUCCUAAGGACCUUGCAACCGCUCGUAUCCCUGUAUACUCAGGCUUCAUCACUAUUAACGGUACCAAUGGCGAUUCUCUCAACCUCCCUUACGCUGGUGUUGCCUCUUCGCUCAAGGAUGCCACCGUUCUCGAUGCCAGUACUGGAUACCCUUAUAUUACCAGCACAUCUGACAACACUUUCGUUCCUGUGGAUGCUGGCACUGUCUUCACCAUCUCAAUCGCCAACACGACUGUGAACGGCACUACCGAUAACUCGACCGGUCUGCUGAUCCCCAACUUGAGAAUUGGUCUUGUCAUGCCAUCGUCUUUGAUUCGAGCUGAUCUCCUUCCCUCGAACUCCACAUAUGGUACCUACACCAACACUACUACUAUCCUCGGUGUAAAGACGCUUGGUGCUAUUGCUGGUACGCCUUCUGUCUACCAGCCUAGAGCUAAUGCUUGGAAUACUGCUUUCUAUGGUGUCCUGGACGAUGGCAGAAGAGUACCUGCUGGAACUUACUCCAUUCUUGUCCGCGCCUUGAGAAUCUUCGGAGACGCGACAAACCCUGAUGAUUACGAUAGUGCUGAGACUGAGCCUUUCACAAUUAGAUAUGUUCAUUAA